GUGCUAUCAGCAGAAGGGCGGAGAUGCAACGGCGAAAAAAGGCGUAAGGCCAUCAUAGAAAAAGAAGCAAUGUUUGUGAUAGGGCGUGCGUACUACAUGUUCCAAAUCCGGUGGGAUGACCAUCAUGGAGAUCGCCUUCAACCCGAAAACCUUCGAUCUACAGGGCGUGCUCGUACAAGACAUCACAAUAAGCCUCCGCUGUCGAUUGCCUCGGAUUAUGGCUUGACUUUUCAUACAAUAUAUACCUAGCCAUACACUUCGGCAAAGGAGAUGUGACAUUUACACAUAGUCAUCACUGAGCCAGCAGUAAAAUAAUACUUCGAUAUGCUCGUCGCUCAGCCAGCUGGCGCUGUACUUCGGUCCGAAUAUUCCUUCAAUGCGCACAUCUCCUCUCCGACAGCUGUUCAAGUACGACCAAGAUCAGACAGACCGAUCAAGCACACGUUCACAACAAGACCGGCGACAAUCAAUGACGCUCCAGCUAUCGCCAGUCUAGGCUCAAGAGUCUUCUCAACGACAUUCGGUUUCUCAAUACCACCAUGUGAUCUCAAAGCUUACCUGGACGAGGCGUACAGUACAGAUGCAGUCGAGAACGACGUUCGCAGUGCCUCGACACAAUUAAUCGUCGCGUGUGCCGGCCCAGACGACCGAGUCAUCGGCUUUGCGCAAUUGACUGAAUUCACGAGUGAACCAUGUAUCGAAGACUUGGAGAGUAUCAUUGAGUUGCAGCGAUUAUAUGUUGACCCGGACUUCCAUGGCUCCGGCAUAGGAAAGACCUUGACCAAGGAAGUCGAAGCCAUAGCUCGAGGUCAAGGGUAUCGGAUCAUGUGGUUAGGCGUGUGGGAGGGUAAUUUCAAAGCUCAACGCGUGUACGAAGCCAUGGGGUUCACCAGGGUUGGCGAACACGAGUUCAAGAUGGGCCGGUGUAUCCAAACUGACUGGAUCAUGAUCAAAGACUUAUGAGGAAUGCUGCGUUUGGCUUGGUUUGAAUACUGGCGCACGGGGGGUUUGGGUUGGGAGGGAAAUGUGACCUUUGAUAUGAAACCCGUGUGAUUCAUGGACGAGAACGAAACGGGCGAUUAACGACAGGUCUGUUUAGUCCGUCUGGGACUCCGUUGUGCAACCAUGGAUAGACUCUCAAAAUGAGAAUCUGAUGGCUGAAACCACUUCUGAGCAAUGAAGUUGUGCUGCGAAUGUGAGCUGCCAAGCUGAAGUCCUUGAUAGAAGAAAGAGAAUUGUUUGUGAGAAUCGAAACUUUGAAAACCAGGAGAGCAUGAGUCAUAGGGAUAAGUGCUUGGCGUGAUCAUGAG
Messenger RNA from Exophiala viscosa, 1310 nucleotides. RefSeq names its product acyl-CoA N-acyltransferase. Gene Ontology annotation, molecular function: protein-N-terminal-alanine acetyltransferase activity. The record is from RefSeq and is a predicted model, not a curated record. The transcript has a single exon. The coding region runs from base 325 to 963 and encodes 212 amino acids. NCBI's taxonomy places the organism in Eukaryota, Fungi, Ascomycota, Eurotiomycetes, Chaetothyriales, Herpotrichiellaceae.